This is a messenger RNA of Aspergillus calidoustus, 2253 nucleotides long. Lineage: Eukaryota; Fungi; Ascomycota; Eurotiomycetes; Eurotiales; Aspergillaceae. The record is from the annotation of a GenBank genome assembly.
AUGGAACUCCCUGAUACGGACGAGGCAUCAAAUAUCGCUUCUACAUCCUUAAGUUCAGCACCAUUAAUCACCCAGAAAGCAGCCAUCACUCGCCAUGAUAUGCGACACAUUCCACAAGUGACUGGUGCUCCUUCAAGCACCCGAAACACUAAACCUGAGCAAAGAGUUAACCUGACAGACUAUGCUACACCCGUGGCAUCUGUAUCAGCGUUUUGCAAAGGGGUCAUUUACAACUUGGUACCACCCGAGUUCUUCGGAACUGGGGAGCAGGGAUGUGCCCACCGAGAGAUUAUCCUAGGCCAUGUUGAUAGAUUCAUACGGCUGCGUAGGUUCGAGAGUCUAAGCCUUGAUGAUGUCUGCAAAAGCAUAAAGAUCACACAGAUACCCUGGCUUGUCCCCCAAAGCCUCAAUUCAGCAUCUUCACAGCUCAAGAUCUCAUUAUCAGACUUGCAGAAACGCAAAGACAUCUUCUUCGAGUUCAUCUACUACCUCUUCACCUCAAUCCUUAUGCCACUUAUCCGCGGUAACUUCUAUGUAACUGAAUCCCAACUUCACCGAAACCGUCUCUUCUACUUUCGCCACGACGUCUGGCGCCGCAUUACCACACGACCACUAGCAAACCUCAAGUCUGCCAUGUUCGAGGAGCUGAAUACAGACGAAGCCAAGAAGAUCCUCAGCAACCGGAAGUUAGGAUAUGGCUCCCUGCGACUCCUUCCCAAGACAGCAGGCAUCCGUCCAAUCCUGAACCUGAAACUGCGGCCGAUCAUGACGACUACCCGAGCUGGAAGAAAGCAGCAGAAACUCGGGUAUAGUGUGAAUUCAACGAUUGCGCCUAUCCACGGGAUGUUGGAUUUUGAGCGCAGGCGGCGUAAUCACCUACUCGGUUCGGGCAUGACCUCUGUGGGGGAUAUUCAUCCUCGGUUAAAGGCCUUCAAAGAGUCGCUGAUUGCAAAGGGCUGGAAUAAGAAUACGCCACUCUACUUUGUAAAGGUUGAUAUCCAGUCCUGCUUUGAUACGAUACCGCAGCAGAACCUUGUGCGGCUUGUUGAAAGCCUGGUACCCGAGGAGGCGUACCAUUACGUGAACUACGUGACCAUGAGGCCUGGGAAUGAGUUUGCUAGUAUGUGGCCGCAGGGGUCUGAUCAGUGCAAGACACUGCGCAAGUUUCUUGGAAGGGCGACGGCGACUCCAGAACACCUGGUGGAUUCUAUUGCUACUGGGGGUGUGCCCGGCAGGAGGAAUACCGUCUUUGUUGACACCGUCAAGCAACACGAACACAGCAGCGUUGCUCUGCUUGACCUUCUUGACGCUCAUGUACGAAGCAACCUUGUCAAAAUUGGGAAGAGGUAUUUUCGACAGCGCAAUGGCAUUCCGCAAGGCUCAGUCAUCUCUAGUCUCUUGUGUAACUUGUUUUACGCAGAGAUGGAGAGAGACGUUAUGGGAUUUCUGCAGUCAGACGACGUCACGGUCCUGCUUCUGCGUCUUAUAGACGACUUUCUACUAGUCACGCCAGACUCUGGAGUUGCGAUGCGUUUUCUACGUCUAAUGCUCAAGGGCCAACCGGCGUACGGCAUCUCCGUCAACCCAGCCAAGAGCCUGGUAAAUUUUGCAGCAUCUAUAGAUGGCGCACAGAUCCCGCGGCUGGUAGACACAACGCUCUUCCCGUAUUGCGGCAGCCUGGUGGAUACACAGACACUGGAGAUCUUCAAAGAUCAAGAUCGCAUCCUCGAUGGAGCCGAGUCGGUCACUGCGGCCCUUACAAACUCCCUUAGCGUCGAGCCAUCGCGCGCCCCGGGACGAUCCUUCCAUCGAAAGGCCCUUGCAUCAGUCAAGCUUACUAUGCACCCAAUGUACCUCGACACGGGCCACAACUCGCAAUCUGCAGUGCUCUCAAACCUCUACUCCACAAUGGUCACGGCCGCGAUGAAGAUGUACCGAUACACAAGGUCACUCCCGAACCAGGUGCAUCCCCGACCCGAGGUAGUGGUUCGGACAAUCCGCGACGUGAUCCAGCUUGGAUACCGAAUGGUUCGGGGUCAACGCGGCUUGUGUGCAGCCACAAUUCAGUAUUUAGGGGCGGCGGCGUUUCACCUUGUGUUGGGGCGGAAACAGACUCGGUAUGCAAGUGUGCUGCGUUGGCUGGAUGGAACCAUGGAAAAGGCGCGGCAGAACCUUGCGGACAACGGCGUCUUGCUGGUGUUGGCACAGGUAGUGCGGAGAGGGAAUGUCACGUAUGGGGGGUGGCGUUUUUGA